AUGAAUACUGUUUUGAGUGAUUUAAAAGAGAACCCUCUGUGGGCAUACAGGGUUUCCAGCUAUAGUAACGAGUCUUCUGGCCUUUCCUGUGAUAAACUCCUGAAAAAAUGGAAUUUUCACCGUUAUGUGAGAAAGGUGAUAAAGGAUAAACACAUAACUGAAUUUUUUCCUAUUCAAGAGAAGAUCAUUCCUCUUCUCCUUAACAACACAUACAAGGAUAGAUUAUCUGUUUUUUCGUGCGACUUCAUCAUUACGGCUCCCACCGGCCAGGGCAAGACACUUUGUUACGUGCUACCGCUAAUUAAUAAUAUCUUGAAUUUGAAAGAGAAUCGACUCUCUGCUCUUAUAAUUGCUCCCAGCAGGGAGCUGGUGAAACAAAUAUACGAGGUGUUUUCCUGGUUCAUAGACUCCGAUCCGUUAACAUAUGACCUCAAAGGGAACGGCUUGAAGGUCAGACUCUUCUAUGGAGAUAAGUCCUUCAUCAAGUACCACAGAACAAUUCUGAAUGAUCCUCCUCAUAUCGCAAUUACGACACCUGGAAUUCUCGUCGAAUACUUCAUUGACUUUGAUAAAAACCACUUUUAUAACACGUUUUCACACCUCAAGUGGAUUGUUAUUGAGGAAGUGGACUUGAUGCUUAACCAACCGUUAUUUGAAUGGGUUAACGUGGUCGUUGAUUUGGUUAACACUUUGAAGAGAAGUGAAUCGAAUCAGUGUUCUGGUCUUCCCCAAAAAAUCCUUGUUUCAGCCACAGUGCCCCUAAAGUCACACGAAAUCGACACAUUGGAUCUGAAUAGGCCAAUUUUGUUCAGACUAGAUGAAAUCAUUUUUAAAUUACCUAAAAACUUAACACAAAACUGUAUUUCCACAUCUAAGAGAUCGAGACCUCUUGUUCUAAUAAAGCUGUUGAACUUCUUGUUUUUUGAAAAGGAGUCUGGGAACGUUUUGGUCUUCUUUUCUAAGGUUGACACCUGUCACACAAUAGCCAGGUUACUGCAAAUAUAUGUCCACCAAACGAAAAGCAACUUUAAGGCCAUGGAAUUUAACUCUAAAUUAUCGCAAAAGGACCGGAAUAGAGUGAUGAACACUUAUAAAAAAGAAGGCAAAAUUUGCCUGCUGUGUUCAGAUGUGGCAUCGCGGGGAAUAGACCUUCCAAACACAACUGUUGUAGUAAGCUACGACGUCCCAAUCAGGCUAUCGACAUAUAUACACAGAGCAGGACGGACUGCAAGGGCAAACAAUGAGGGGAACCUUUACGUAUUCGUAUCUAAGAAGGACCAAACGAACUACAACAGGUUUAUGAAUAAGUUAAAGGUCGAAAGGAGUGAAAUAAACAACAUUGACCCCAAUGGGCUGAUGAGUGAACAAAAAUCUAAUAAAUUAAAGGAAAUAUAUCCAAAAUUGGUUGAGAAUGGCGAAAAAUGCCUAGAUUUGGAGUCUUCUGGUAAAAUAAAAUAUCAUUCGGAGUUAAAGGAGUCUUGGUACUUGAUUGAUUCAUAA
Messenger RNA from Theileria orientalis strain Shintoku, 1500 nucleotides. Its product is annotated as ATP-dependent RNA helicase. NCBI's taxonomy places the organism in Eukaryota, Apicomplexa, Aconoidasida, Piroplasmida, Theileriidae. Gene Ontology annotation, cellular component: nucleus. The coding region runs from base 1 to 1500 and encodes 499 amino acids. The transcript is spliced from 11 exons. Gene Ontology annotation, molecular function: ATP binding; nucleic acid binding. The record is from RefSeq and is a predicted model, not a curated record.